UUGGAUCACUGAAGAUUGUCCCUCGGUACAGACCGUACAUCAACACAAUGCUUUAAACGUAGAAUAGGAAGUCGCAGCUAUUAGGUUGGUGAGUCUGUCUCUCGUCCUUCUUAAAUCCUUCCCUUGAAUAUAAUCAUUAGGUUCUGAGCGUUUUAAAUCGCAUCGACUGCAGAUUUCUCUGCACUUGUCAACAUGGUCAACGUACACAAAGGUGUCCUGGUUGAAUGCGAUCCUGCCAUGAAACAGUUCCUCCUCUACCUGGAUGAAAAAAUGGCCCUGGGAAAGAAGUUCAUCCUCAAGGACCUUGACGACACACACGUCUUCAUCCUGGCGGAGGUGGUUCAGACCCUUCAGGAGAGAGUUGGCGAGUUAAUGGACCAGAACUCAUUCACCAUAACGCAGAAAUAACACUCAACUUUUCAAAGAAGUUUGCUUCUUGGACUUGGGGCUCUUUAAAUGAACAUGGUUUGCAAUGUUUUAACUGCAGACCGAAAUGGAGCACUUGCUCAGUUUUGUUGUUACAAUAAUGUGAAAAAACAGAAUUAAAAAAAUAUUUUACUGUAUUGA
Sebastes umbrosus (honeycomb rockfish) is the source of this 567-nucleotide messenger RNA. RefSeq names its product general transcription factor IIH, polypeptide 5 (gene gtf2h5). The coding region runs from base 193 to 408 and encodes 71 amino acids. NCBI's taxonomy places the organism in Eukaryota, Metazoa, Chordata, Actinopteri, Perciformes, Sebastidae. Gene Ontology annotation, biological process: transcription initiation at RNA polymerase II promoter; nucleotide-excision repair; nucleotide-excision repair, preincision complex assembly. The transcript is spliced from 3 exons. The record is from RefSeq and is a predicted model, not a curated record. Gene Ontology annotation, cellular component: transcription factor TFIIH holo complex; transcription factor TFIIH core complex.